AGAAAUGUAGAUUUGGUAGCAGAGACAGGUCAAAUGCUUUGAAAUUAAUAUUUUUGUGUCUUGUAAGCAUGCCUACUCAAAGCAUUGACCUGUGCGACUUCCUGACGGAGCUGGAGCUAGUCCAAUAUUUAGAACCUAUACGGUUGCAGCUGGGCGUGACAAACUUCGAGCAAUUGAAAUAUGUCAAAAAAGAAGAUCUUCUUGAAAUUGGAAUGCCGCUACCACUAACUCGUAUGCUUUUGGACAAGUAUCGCAAGAAGGCAGGGUACACAAAAAUCCCCUUCACAAGCAAGAGGAUCAUCAAAGCUCCUAAUUUGAUGAGCAUUUCGCACUCUCAACCAAAAACAGGCAUUCAACCGUUCCAAUUAUCCAAAAGUCAAUCGCGGCAAAGUUGGGCAAGUAGCGACCGCACUGCAAUGAUUCCUGGAUUUCGAGGAUCAUCGGUUCCUCCGGGCUCUGGUAACAUGCUUACGUCGGGAAACAUGGAACCCGUUUUGCUUUGCGAUGAUGACCUGACCAAUUUUGAACUUAUAGGGCAGGGUCAUUUUGCCAAAGUGUACAAAGCAUUGUUGCGAGGUCAAACUAGGGUAGCCGUGAAAGAAUUGAAACCAGGAAACACAUCCGGAUCAAUUGAAAGUUUGAUGAAAGAAGUUAGAGUGAUGCUAAGUGUCCGACACACAAAUGUAAUCCACUUUCACGGUAUCGUUUUGGACAAAAAUAUGCGAUCCUCAUCUACAUCGUUGGCCAUUAGACUGGUUUUUGAGUACGCAAACCUGGGAUCUCUGGACACGUACCUUCGCAACAAGAAACCAAAACUAACUGUACAAAUGCUCUGGAUGUUUUGCCAGCAAAUUCUUCUCGGUCUCGCUUUCCUGCACGAGAGAAGACUACUGCACAGAGACAUAGCGGCCAGGAAUAUCCUCGUGUUCGAUUCGGAGUUGGUAAAGUUGGCCGACUUCGGACUGAGCAAAUUUCUUCCUGACGAGUCGUAUGAUUCGUACACUGCAGAGUCGGCUGUCAUGCCUGUUGCAUGGUCUGCGCCCGAAUCUCUGAAAUACAAGAGGUACAGUGCAGCCAGUGACAUCUACAUGUUCGGUGUGACCUGUUGGGAGAUAUUUUCCUUCGCAGAUCACCCCAGGCCCAGACUGACGGCCAACGAGAUGCUGGUUAAACUGGAAAAUGGCGAAGUUUUACCACAGCACGACUUCUGUCCCGACAACAUCUACAACCUCGUGCUCUCCUGCUGCUCGUUUGCUGCUGCCGAAAGACCAGACACACAUACCCUGGUCGUACAGUGGGGAAACCACAGACCGAAGAUGCUCACGGCUAUCAAAGGGUGCUCAAAUGCGGGCAAGUUACACUUCGAGAAAGGAGACCAGAUAUUUGUGCUAUCAGAACCCCUUGACACUGACGCGGGUCAAAUCAUGAAGGGACAAAACAAACGAACUUUUGGCGUAGGCUACUUCCCCUUCUCCCUAGUUCAAUCAGACCACAACAAUCACAAAUCCAUCAUUGGAUCAUCAAAAUCGAAACAAACAUCCAAAUCUACCUCGGCUGCAGCAGUUGCUUCAUCUUCAGCUACCAGUUCAGCCCAACCCUCUCCCCAUCUUAGUAAUCAGAGGGCAGCGAAACAGUCAGCAGUGCCCAAUGUCGGUACGGCUGCCGCUUUGGCUGCGAAGUCUGUUCUUGUGCAUGUGACGCAACCGCCGAUAGUGGCAGAUGAGUGUUCUGCGUGGGACUCUGAUCUGUAUGAGACUUCGAGAGCUGAAACUGCUUAUACGACAAUCAAUAAUAAUAGCAACAAUGAUGACAAACCGUAUGUCAAGAUGAGAGAUUUGAGAAAAGGGAUGCAAAAAGUUGAGCAUGCUGAUGACCUAAUUGAUCUGACUGCUGUUCGAUCGCCCGAUGUUGAGCAUCAGCCUUCUUUUUCUCCCGAUAACGGAAUCGCAUCUUCAAGCAAUCCGUUUGGACCUAUCCUGAGUGAUCGUCAGAAUAUGUCACAAAGAUUCACAGAUAACUUCGUGCAAAACAGUGGCGAAGCGAAAGACGAAGAUCCCGAUGACUUCAGUGUCUACGACGACCAAUCUGAGUUCUACUCGGUUAUCGAUUCAGACGAGGGUCGAUUGACUCCGUCUCAAAAUGAGCAGUCUCCGACGCAUGGUUAUAAUUCAAUUGGUAGAAUGGAAUCCAAUGGAAGAGCCGAAUCAACGAACCCGUUUUACACGAACGAAGAGUACGACGAGUAUUCUUCUAUGGCGAAAUAUUCAAAAGCAAGAACAAUCGAAAAUAAAAACAACAGUUUUGCUCAGUUCUCACAAAGUUUUGACUCUGCAACUAACUGGGAACCGAUAAACGUACAGGAAACUGUUGAUUGUCAAUUCGACGCUACGCCUAAUGUGCAAUACACUGAAGAUUCUAAUGCAACUCUGCAAGAGCAAUCAAAUAAUCCGAUAUUUCGAGAAACACCUGCGAAAAGACCAAGUGGUUUUGAACAAGACUUGAUUGAUCUAAAUACACUUAAGUUUCAAGAUAAAAGUGCAAAUAUUAGUAGUAUUUCGUGGAACAAUGCCAAUGAAGCUGCCAAAAGUUCAAUAGCCAAAAGCAUGGAGACUGGAGGGAGUCGUUUUUCGAUCGAUCUUGAAUCGGUCAAAUUGGACCAAUCCAGAGAAAAUACUCCUAGUGAUAUAGCAUCAGGAUCUAGUGUCGAUUACUGCGACGAAUUAGAGGAAAGGAUUAAGAAACUGCGAGAGAUGCAGCUGAGAAAUAGCAUCAAAAGGGAUAAAGAUUCCACUUUCUCGCCGAGGUUGAACUUCCGACACUCGAUGCCAAAACCAGGUGAAAAUGUGUCCUCAAACUUCAGCCGACCGGGAUCCAAAGAACAUAGUCGGGAAAAUUCGGGUCCGUACUCGCCGACAGUUCCUACUGUACCCACGAAAAGGGAAGCGUCGGCUUUCGCUUCGAAACCUAUGGCUAUACCGGGUAGCCAGGCUUCGAGGCUCAGUGCGCCGCCUCAUAUGUUGGCGAGGUCUCCAGCUGUAACUUCGGCGUUUUUGCCUCAGUCGCCAAAUAUUGGAGGAUUCGGAAAAUCAAAUUUGAGUUCAAGCUUUCCACCUCCGCCACCCCCAAUGGCAAACAGCUAUGGUGGUUUUGGAAAUAAUGGAUUCGGAAUUUCUGGGGCACCGACCGCACCAGCGUAUGAGCUGGUUUCUUCUACACAAUUGAAGUCUCUAGAAGCUCAAAGCGAAGCUGCGGUUGAACGUGUGUGUAGUAGUGUGAAUGGAAGUACACAAGAGCAGUGUUACAACGCACUUGUUGAAACGAAUUGGAACGAACAAAAGGCCAUCGAAUCAGUCAAGAUCAACAUCCUCCAAAACACAUGCACACUUUCCACAAAUAAUUGCAAAAUGGUGUUAGAGUCUUUCAAAUACGAUCUGGCAAAAGCUUCCAAAUUUGUGCAGUCUUUUAAAGAAAAGGGAGGUGCUAGCCCGGGCGCUGCGUUUUAACAGCAUUCGAUCCAAGGGUGCAACUUUCCUCGUUAAACUGAUUUUGUUUUAUUCUCCAACCGUUGAUUGUCUAUCCUGCUUUGUAGCAUUAUUAGCAGCGAAUUUUAGUAAUGGAGAUGUUGUGUUUUGUUAGUCUAAAAACUCAAUAGUAAUUUAGAGGUUUAGUUCAAGGUUUCCGAAUUUCCAUUCAUUUUUUGAAAGUUUUUUUUUAAA
This is a messenger RNA of Symsagittifera roscoffensis, 3716 nucleotides long. RefSeq lists its product as uncharacterized. The coding region runs from base 69 to 3503 and encodes 1144 amino acids. The transcript has 10 exons. NCBI's taxonomy places the organism in Eukaryota, Metazoa, Xenacoelomorpha, Acoela, Convolutidae. Gene Ontology annotation, biological process: protein phosphorylation. Gene Ontology annotation, molecular function: protein tyrosine kinase activity; ATP binding; protein binding. The record is from RefSeq and is a predicted model, not a curated record.